AUGAAUUUCGAAUUCAUCGAUAACAACGGCACGAUUGACAGGGCCUUGAGGAAGCAGAUUCGCAGCCAUGUGGCCAAGGGACGGAACGCAGGCAAGAAAGUCAACAGGCCCUCGAGGAGAAACUUGCAGCGGCCGAGCAAGACAAUCACAACGGAGACACAAAGCACAAGAAUCCAGACUGUACUUACUCAACCACAGACACGGCCCAGCACAUCGAGCCUCCCUCUGGUAACCCUGCCUUGGUAUCCGGGUCACUGGGAACACGAUGCCAACGCUGCAAAAGGAAGCGUUCCUCUGAUUCUCAGGGCCAUUUCUUUCUUCUCCGAAAUGCGGCACCCGCGCGAGCUGGACAGCGCGCUCGACUAUGUCACUGAGUCUCAUACAAUAUGGGUCCAGCCCAUGUUCGUGGAUGAAGCCUAUUUCCAUGGAGCCAUGGCGGUAUUCAUGGCCGCUUUCCCCAACCUUCUGGCGCCCACUGUUAGCAGCGUUGAUAAGGACAGCUUGACCGCUCGAGUUCGCCACAACUGUCUCGCGCUUCGCAUGAUCAAUUCCCGCCUUUCUGGACGGGACGCCUUCACCGAUGAGACCCUGAUCGUCGUGCUCGUCUUGGGGCUGUAUGAACGCUACCAAGGCGAGUACCACCGCGGUCUGGUGCAUCUCAACGGUGUGCAGCGGAUACUUGAAUUGCGCGGCGGCCUCCGCAGCUUGGUCAAAACAAGACCAGACUUGGCUCGCAAGAUCUUUAGGUAA
This is a messenger RNA of Parathielavia appendiculata, 750 nucleotides long. RefSeq lists its product as uncharacterized. NCBI's taxonomy places the organism in Eukaryota, Fungi, Ascomycota, Sordariomycetes, Sordariales, Chaetomiaceae. The transcript has 3 exons. Bases 1 to 750 code for a protein of 249 amino acids. The record is from RefSeq and is a predicted model, not a curated record.